Botrytis fragariae is the source of this 1980-nucleotide messenger RNA. Its product is annotated as putative mfs multidrug protein. The transcript is spliced from 4 exons. Lineage: Eukaryota; Fungi; Ascomycota; Leotiomycetes; Helotiales; Sclerotiniaceae. Gene Ontology annotation, molecular function: transmembrane transporter activity. Gene Ontology annotation, biological process: transmembrane transport. The record is from RefSeq and is a predicted model, not a curated record. The coding region runs from base 1 to 1980 and encodes 659 amino acids.
AUGGCACCGACCACUACUAUCACAGCUGGCAAUAUACCAGUAGCCGUCUUCACCCCAGGAAAGAGAUAUAUUGCUGCGUGUACUUCAAUAUUGAUUGUUAAUCUUGCUUGUGCACUCGAUGCUACAACAAUAGCAGUUGCUCUUCCAACAAUAUCCGAAGCCCUCAAUGGAAAUGCAAUUGAGGCUUUCUGGGCCGGUACUUCUUUCCUCCUCACCUCUACCAUUUGGCAACCCGUAUUCAUAGCACUAUCACAUGUAUUUGGACGCAGACCGUUACUCUUGUUCUCACUCAUUCUUUUUACAAUUGGCUCUAGUCUAGGGGGAGCAGCACAAAGUAUGCCUUCCUUGUUAGUAGGCCGUUGCCUGCAAGGAAGUGGUGUUGGUGGCAUUCUUGCACUCACAGAAGCUCUAAUAACGGAUAUGGUACCAUUACGCCAAAGAGGAAAUGCAAUGGCUCUUCUAGGCGUGGUAUGGGCAUUGGGUAGUGUCACUGGACCACUAAUUGGUGGUACUUUGGCUGAUAAAAAUGCUUGGAGAUGGAUAUUCUACCUCAAUCUACCCAUAAUCGCAAUAGGAUUUGUAGGAUGUGUUUGGUUUUUGAAAUUGGAGAGAAAAGAAAGAACGAUAGAAGAGAAGUUGUCUGAAAUCGAUUACAUCGGAUCGAUUAUCUUUGUUGGGUCACUAACCUCAUUUCUUAUCCCCUUGACUUGGGGUGGAGUCAGUUAUUCAUGGAAAAGCUGGCAUACUUUGAUUCCACUGCUGAUAGGAGCUACUGGACUUGUUAUUUUCUGCAUAUAUGAAGCGAUGCUUGCAAAGAAACCCAUCAUACCAACUCGACUUUUCCGCAACCCUUCAACGACAAUUGCUUACUUUUGUACUUUCUUACAUGGAAUGAUUCUCUGGUCAAUCGUCUAUUAUGCCCCCUUCUACUUUAUGUCUGUCCAAGGCUACACAUCGAUGAUGGCAGGUGUGGCCGCCCUUCCAGAAACCCUUACUAUUGUCCCCAUGGCUAUUAUCGUUGGAAUCUUCGCUGCAAAAACAGGAAAAUAUCGUUGGAGUCUAUGGCUCGGAUGGGCUUUAACAGCUUUCGGUUGUGGUAUGCUAUAUCUUCUUGAUGUUGGAACACCGGUUGUGGCAUGGGUUUUUCUGAUGCUAGGAAGUGGUAUUGGUAUGGGACUUCUGUAUCCAGCUAUGAGUUUAGCUAUUCAAGCUUCGGCUCCACAGGAGGAUGCUGCUACUGCAGCAGGACUGUUCACGUUCUUUAGGGCGUUGGGUCAAACCGUUGGGGUGGCGAUUACUGCCUUUGGAGUUUAUCUUGGAGAACCUGCACACAUCUCCAUUCAAACCGGCGUUACUUCUCCUCCCUAUGCCACACCUGCCGCUGUCAAAGGUCGAGUAUUGGCUUUUAUAGAACUCAGGGCCACCCAAGACUUUACCAUAAUCGUAGCACAGUUUGGAUACACGAUCGAAGAGGUGACUGCCAAUGUAGUGGCUUUGAUUCCAUUAAUUAAUGCUCUCCCACCUGAAAGUCCAGAAGUUGUGGACUUUAGGCUUGUAUCUGCAACGUCCAUCAAGACUAUCUGGCUCGCCAUGUGUGCAUUUGCUGUAACUGGAUUGAUCUCUAGUUGUUUUGUUAAGAGCUAUGGUCUUGAUCAAGCUCUUGUAACGGAUCAAGGCUUUGCAAUUGGAGUAAAGAAAGUUGAUCUCGAGAAAACAGAGGUGACUAAGAAGGGUGGCCAAUUUGAGACUUCGAAAACGUCUGUAAAUGAGGAAGUCAAGGAGCUGGUUGAUUCACCUCACUUAUCAGUCAAUCGAAGUAUCGACAAGGUGAGUGAAUGGGAGAAACUGGACAUAUUCGGCAACCGGAAAAGUGUCAAGUCGAAUGAUGUAGAAAAGUUGAAGCUUUCUGCCGGCGAGAGGAGGGAAUAUUUGAAGAUGCCAGAAGAAGACGCUUGUCCUAUGUUCGGAAAAGACUAUUAA